Molecule: messenger RNA, 495 nt
Organism: Botrytis byssoidea
Lineage: Eukaryota; Fungi; Ascomycota; Leotiomycetes; Helotiales; Sclerotiniaceae
Exons: 2
Coding region: 1-495 (164 amino acids)
Source: RefSeq, a predicted model, not a curated record
AUGGAUUCCGUGAAAGAUAGAAGGCGAGACGAGGCCCGAGCAAGGCCUGAACAUACUUCAAGGGACUAUUCCUCGAGAGCCACUACUGAACCUCACAUAUCCUCUGACAAUGCGGUGGUCGAACCUGCGACGUUACCUCGAGACCAGCCUUCAGUCACGAAUGUCUCCAUGUCCGGCGAGCGUGCACACCCUGAUUCAUAUCAGAGUUCUCACCACUUGAUUCGUCAAUGCUCUCAGGAUAGGCAGCAUGAUCUCCAAGGGAUCGGUGCGCAAUUUGAGACGUCUUUGGACGAUUUCCGCCAAACACUUUCGGCGGAUCUCCCACCGUUUCUAGGCCUCACAAGUGACUGCCCAUAUUACUCUCAGCUACUGCGAUCUGAUUUGCAAGGUGAGGGUACUUCUGCAUUAUCUCAAGGAAAGGAUGCAGCCACCUACCAAUCAGACGAUCAAUGCCAUGUGACGAAACAAGGUUGUUGGUGCAGGCAUAAUUUGUGA